Letharia columbiana is the source of this 168-nucleotide messenger RNA. RefSeq lists its product as uncharacterized. The record is from RefSeq and is a predicted model, not a curated record. The coding region runs from base 1 to 168 and encodes 55 amino acids. The transcript has a single exon. NCBI's taxonomy places the organism in Eukaryota, Fungi, Ascomycota, Lecanoromycetes, Lecanorales, Parmeliaceae.
AUGCUCACCACUUUUGCAGCGCUUUUGAGAGCGUCUCCACUCCAGCACUUCCACACGGUCGACAGGCACCUCGAACACCGCCGAAGACAUCACCAAAGCACCAGCAUCAACAACAUCGCCAACAUCUACUGCUCACAUGUUCUCAGGCCUCCUCGCCGCCACGCUUAG